GCCCAGCAGGAGGAAGUGGCCUGACGUGGGGCUGGGCCGGGUCAGGGGCCGGGCACUGCCUCGGGCAGAGACUGCUGGGUCCCCCGGGGCUGCGGAGCCCUGCCUACCCCCCCUCCCCGGCUGCCCCCGCUGCCGCCCAGCUGCCCGGUUCGGGAAGCCGCCCCCGCCCCCAGACAGAGAGACUCAGGGCAUGGCGCAGGCGGCCGGGGCCCUGCGGCCGGGGGCCGGGCCACCCCACGUGUUCAAGCUGGUGCUGCUGGGGAGCGGCUCCGUGGGCAAGUCCAGCCUGGCCAUGCGCUACGUGAAGGACGACUUCAGGAGCAUCCUGCCGACCGUCGGCUGUGCGUUCUUCACCAAGGUGGUGGAGCUGGGCGCUGCGUCCGCGAAGCUGGAGAUCUGGGACACGGCCGGCCAGGAGAAGUACCACAGCGUCUGCCACCUCUACUUCCGGGGCGCCAACGCCGCGCUCCUGGUGUACGACAUCACCAGCAAGCGGCGAAACCGCCCACACGUCUUGCCCUGCGUUCCCGUGUUUCCCGUUCCAGGAGUCCUUCCUCAAGGCUCAGCAGUGGCUGGCCGACCUGGAGAAGGAGUUCUCCCCGGGGGAGGUCGUGGUGAUGCUGGUGGGCAACAAGACGGACCUGGGCGAGGAGCGGGAGGUGGCGCUGGAGGAAGGCAAGGAGUUUGCCGAGAGCCAGCGCUUGCUGUUCAUGGAGACCUCGGCCAGAGCCAACCACCAGGUGACUGAGGCCUUCAGCGCGGUUGCCCGGGAGCUGCUGCGGAGGGCAGAGGAGAGGGAGCAGCAGCAGACCCCGAGGGGAGACGCCCGGCUGGCCUUGAACCAGGGGCCCGCGGGGCGGGCCAGGUGCUGCGCCCGCUAGGAGCGGCCGCUCCAGGAGGGGCCCGGGGAGGGUGCCCCCGGCCUGGCCCCAGCUGGUCCUCCGGGUGAGCCGCUGCCAGCUCCGUGUGGACGGCGGCCCUUGACCCUGGUGCGGCGCUGGGGCUGGCUGGUCCCCCUGGAGGGGCCCGAAGCCGGCACCCCCCAGCACAAGUGCUCCCCAGAGCCUUGGGGGUCAUUUGGGAGGGGACUGCGUCCGAUGGCCUCAGGGCCCGCCCCCGGGCGCAGACCGAACCCCAGGUGCCCAGGCCAGGCGCGCCCGCCCCUGCCCGGCCUGCCUGGCGUCCCCUUGGCGGGGGCUCCGGGCUCAGAGGAACGGAACGGUCACAAGGGAAACAGGGGCCGGGGCGACACAGGGCCUGGACCGCCGUGGUGGGUGCUCGGUCCUCUGACCCCGGGGGCUGGGCUCGACCCCGCCUGCUGCUGGGAGUGACCACAGGACGGAGCAGGCCCGGGGCAAGGUGGCCGCGCCCCGGGUUGGUGGAGUGACCCGCACAGCGGUGGGCCCCUGUUCUCUGGGCCUCAGAGAAGCUCCCCCAGGAGGGAGGGGCGGGGCCGGUGGGGGCUGCGGGCGGGGGGCUCUGUCCCAGCUGCGAGUUUGCCGAGGCCCCGCGGGUGUCCCCUGAGCUCACGUGAGGAUGCGCCUGCUCGUCCAAGGUGGACACUGCGCCCCUGAGGGGCUUUUCUCCGAAAAUUAAACCGCUUUCUAGAA
This is a messenger RNA of Phyllostomus hastatus (greater spear-nosed bat), 1610 nucleotides long. RefSeq names its product RAB17, member RAS oncogene family (gene RAB17). The record is from RefSeq and is a predicted model, not a curated record. Gene Ontology annotation, molecular function: GTPase activity; GTP binding. The transcript has 6 exons. Gene Ontology annotation, biological process: intracellular protein transport; endocytosis; endocytic recycling. Gene Ontology annotation, cellular component: endomembrane system; recycling endosome membrane; plasma membrane. NCBI's taxonomy places the organism in Eukaryota, Metazoa, Chordata, Mammalia, Chiroptera, Phyllostomidae. The coding region runs from base 191 to 748 and encodes 185 amino acids.